This is a messenger RNA of Peronospora farinosa, 1026 nucleotides long. The record is from the annotation of a GenBank genome assembly. Lineage: Eukaryota; Oomycota; Peronosporomycetes; Peronosporales; Peronosporaceae.
AUGCGAUCGUGGUCCUACACCAAAUAUGGAGGUCCUACAGUCAUGCAAAUGAAUGAGCAGCUGAAUCCGGAUCUACGCGGACCAAAGGACGUCGUGGUCAAAGUUCACGCAGCGGCACUUAACCCCAUUGAUUACAAACGACGUCAAGGAGUUUUAAAGAUGAUUCUGCAGCAGCAGACGUGGCCCCAUGUUGUCGGCUAUGACUUUUCUGGAGUGGUAAUUUAUUGUGGAGAUGACGUGGACAAGGUUGUACGUGGCGACGAGGUGUUUGGUAUGCUGUCGCAUAAUGAUAAUGGAGCUCUGGCGGAUUUUGUUGUCGUGAGAGCUGAGUACAUAAGUAAAAAACCGACGAAUUUGACCCACGUGGAAGCUGCUGCUUUACCACUGGCUGGACAAACAGCUCUUCAAAGCUUUCGACUGGGACAGCUGGCGGAGAACAAGAAGAUGCUGAUUACUGGCGGAGCUGGUGGCGUCGGAUCGAUUGCUAUUCAAAUUGCCAAAACUGUCUUUAAGGCGCAGACUGUUGCAACGACCUCAAGCACCAAAAAGAUGGAGAAGUUGCGGCUACUUGGAGCAGACUACGUCGUAGACUACGGACACAAGCGUUUUGAGCGAGAAGUGGCAGACUUCGACUUUGCUCUGGAUUGCACAGGAGAGGCCAAGCAGUGCUUCCAGUGCAUCCUACGCGGUGGCACUGUCGUAUCAAUCUCAGAGACGCCGACGUGGAAGUCGCUUUCAACUUGCGGUGAUCAGCAAGGCGUUAGCGUCUCGUACUUCUUGGGCGCUAUCUUGGACUGCCUCAGCAGCUCAGUGACUCGUCGUGCACGUCAAGCUCAGAUCACCUACGAGUACUUGUUUGUGGUGCCUGACGGCGCAACUAUGGACGAAAUCGGCCAACUCGCCAAACAGCGCGUGAUUACACCUGUUAUCGACAAAGUGUUUCCGUUUGAAAAGGCUGACAUGGCAAUGGAAUACUUGGAAGCAGGUCACGCCACGGGAAAAGUAGUCGUGCAGCUCGUUGAUUGA